Messenger RNA from Schistosoma haematobium, 1092 nucleotides. RefSeq lists its product as uncharacterized. The record is from RefSeq and is a predicted model, not a curated record. The transcript has 15 exons. Bases 1 to 1092 code for a protein of 363 amino acids. NCBI's taxonomy places the organism in Eukaryota, Metazoa, Platyhelminthes, Trematoda, Strigeidida, Schistosomatidae.
AUGGAACAGAUUGACAGAACUCUCCGAGGAACUCUUGCAAAGACCAUACACAUUGAACCCACAAGACAGAUGGCCAUCAAAAAAACCAACACUGAAGCACGAAAGAAGAUUUUGGAGGAUAAACAAGAAACCCUGGGCCGGGUUUUGUGCUCCUUGGCACUCAAGCACCACACUACUAACGGAUUACGUGAGAAUCGAUUGUAUAUCGCCCAAACCGCGGCACUUUGGAUCAUUGUUGAGAAAUCAAUUGAAUGCAACUCGUCACCAUACAUCAUCUUCAUUUACUAUGAGAAAGCGUUUGACAGUGUGGAUAGGAGAACUUUACGAAACCUCCUUCGACACAAUGAAGUGAACGGAGUACACUGCAAAGUCGUGCAUGGAGGACAUCUGACAGAUGCACUGCAAGUGAAAACCACUGGUGUAGCAGUAGUCUCUACAUUCAUCCUCAAAUACACUAUGAAGAGCACCAACCCAAACACACUUGAUGUCGAAACUUUGGAAGAGAGAGGAUCUGAUACGGGGGUGAAGGCAUUGGUUGCCAAACCAAGGACAGCAUUCCUACAAUUGAAGAGCAUUUAUAACUCGAAACAACUUCCAACAUCACAGUCAAAUAAACUGUGUGAAGAAUCAAUUAUGGAGUUUCAAAAAUAUUCUACAAUGAAUAGUGAUAAUAUUGAGAAGAAACAAUUAAACUUACGUCUAAGACGCGGACAUACAACUCUACUUAGCCUUAUGGGAUCAGAACUAAGCGAUUUAUCAAAAUCUGAUAAAAGUGAAACAGCCGAAGAUAGUUAUAAUGACUUUACAACUAUUUCGUUACCUUAUGAUCAAGCAAAUGAAUCUACAAAUGCAUUAAUUAAUGAAUACAUCCCAGAUGUUUUACCACUAACGACAGCAAAUCUUUCAAAGUAUAUAGUGAAACAGGAGAUUGUUUAUUGGAAUCAUGUAUUAUCUCAACAAAUUUCUAUGGAAUUAAUGAAUAAAUUAAAUGAUGAUAAAAAUGUGUCGAUUCUACUGUAUGGAGCUGAAACUUCCACAACUACCACAACCAUCAUGAAAAAGCAAAAUGUCAAUCAAUCGUCUCAAACUUGA